GACUAUUGCGAUGUCUACCUCACGCACGACUCGAUGAGCGUCCGCAAGGCACAUAAUAACGGCCGAAAUCACCUCCGAAAUGUCCAAGCAUACUACGAACAGAUAUCCAGUGAACAGACGCAGCUUGUUAUCAACAGUAUCACCGAUGCGUACAAUGCGGAGGGUCAAGCAAAUCCUAUGACGCAGGGUCCAAUGGGCGCCAUGGGCGGUUUUGGUCCCCCAGGCGGUGGACCUGGAUUCCCGCCGCACGGCUUUCCUCCACCAGGUAUGUACUCCCCAUCUGAAGUGAUUGACACCAGGUGUUAA
This is a messenger RNA of Trematosphaeria pertusa, 306 nucleotides long. RefSeq lists its product as uncharacterized. The annotation marks the transcript as partial. Gene Ontology annotation, cellular component: U1 snRNP; nucleus. Gene Ontology annotation, molecular function: pre-mRNA 5'-splice site binding; zinc ion binding. The record is from RefSeq and is a predicted model, not a curated record. NCBI's taxonomy places the organism in Eukaryota, Fungi, Ascomycota, Dothideomycetes, Pleosporales, Trematosphaeriaceae. Gene Ontology annotation, biological process: mRNA 5'-splice site recognition; mRNA splicing, via spliceosome; spliceosomal snRNP assembly. The transcript is spliced from 2 exons.